Messenger RNA from Orcinus orca (killer whale), 16207 nucleotides. It is a transcript of the gene CCDC162P, whose product is annotated as coiled-coil domain containing 162. Lineage: Eukaryota; Metazoa; Chordata; Mammalia; Artiodactyla; Delphinidae. The record is from RefSeq and is a predicted model, not a curated record. The transcript is spliced from 17 exons. The coding region runs from base 4897 to 6054 and encodes 385 amino acids.
CUUAAGAACCAAUAUAAAAUUAACAGAGUAUGGAAAGGUCUUUUAACUUUCCUGGUGCUUCCUCCCUAUCUUGUUUUAGAGCUGGGAAAUGUUUUUCUUUUUUGGAAAGGGAAAAGCUUUGGGAAGAGGCCUUUAGCCCAAGUUUUUAUGUGACAAUUACAAAUAGGAACCCAUAGUUACUUAAUUUUUAGAUGACAAUAACUCAGCUGUGGAAGCCUUCCUCUGCUAUUCCCAUUCUCUUUUACAAAUCUAGCUUUGUUUUUUUUUGAUCUUACUCCUUUGUAACUAUAUUUUUGAUAUUUUGAUUAGUGGUGCCAUAAGAGAUUUCUUUGUACAUAUAUGCUUUAUAAUAAAUUUACAUUUGUUGACCUAUCUUUCCAGAAGCCUAUGGAAACUAGUACAACUCUUCUGAACUUAUUUGGUUUCUCAUCAGAAUCCUUUGGGGCAACUAGAGAACUGGAGUCAUCAACUGAAGUAGAACUAGAAGACUGACAGAAAAGGCAUAACGGAAGUGAGGAACUCAGAAGAUAGGGUAGCAGUUUAAGAGAUGGUGAUUCCGAAGGAAUUGGGAGCACCUUCAGCCCCAGAGAUGUCACAGAUUGCUUCGUAUAAACUCAGUUUCAUCACCUUACCUAUUUUUCAACUUUGCCUUUUCUCCUCAAGAAUGUGAGUGCUCGGUGCUUUGUGUCCACCUAGAGGGGUGGGAUAGGGAGGGUGGGAAGGAGACGCAAGAGGGAGGAGAUAUGGGGAUAUAUGUAUGCAUAUAGCUGAUUCACUUUGUUAUACAGCAGAAACUAACACACCAUUGUAAAGCAAUUAUACUCCAAUACAAAUGUUAAAAAAAAACCAAAACCUAAAACUCCAACAGAAGGUGAAACUAAUUAACCAGAAAUGAAUCAAAUAGAGAAUUUGAUAAUGAGAAAGCAGUGGUAAAGUUGUUCUAGUUAGCAUAAGUUUUGUUUUAAUAAUAAUAAUCACCAUCAUCUAAAAUAAAAUCUUUGGAAACUGUGGUUGUAGAACAGAGGUUAAAAUUGACGUUUCUUCAGGUUAUUUCCAUCAUUAUCUCAGAGUUUCAUCUUGUUUCACGGUCUUCCUUUUUUUCCUUAUUUUCCUAACCAUUGUCCUUCCCUUUGAAAGCCAUGUGCCGAGAUAAUCUAUCCAAGAUCAUAUUUGCUUAGUUCCUUCAAAGACCCUUUCCUCUCUCUGGUAUUAGUCAUUCAAUUUCCUGAUUUUACCCUUAAUUUUGAUUCAUGAACUGCACCUUCUCAGCAAUCUUGGCUUCAUACUAACUGAAUCGUGGCUGUCUUCUAUGAUACUGUUUUCUACUGAAAUCUUGAUUCUUUACAUAGGGAGACAUACAUUUUCUAAGUGUUAACUUCUGAUUUCCUUCAUCUGUUUAAAGAAUAAUAUUAGAACAUUGAAUAAACUACUUUGAAUGCUUGCUUAAUAUAUUCGUCAUUUUAUAUAUAAAAACAUAAAUGAUAAUUGCUAAGACAGCCUUAUACAAUUAAUUUGAAGUUACUUACACAUUUUUUAAAAAUCUAACGUUGGAUUAAGGUUUUGCAUGUGUUCAAGUUUGGAAAGACUUGAACUUAACUCCAUUAGAUGAUGUCUCCUUUUGUGAAUCCAAUUCCACUAUUCUAUAUACAUUCUUCAGGAAUUUCCUCUCUUUUUUCUAGAGAUCUGUUCAUCCAGGUCUCCUCUUCACUGCUUUAAAAAAAAAAAACUGAUAAAAAAUGGCAGAUAUGCACACUUGCUGCUGUUGACACUUUGCUCUGUAUCUCAUUCUAAUUUCCUGCCACCAACUCCCAGACUGAUCUAUAUCUUGGCAAUUCCCUGUGACAAUCUGUUCACAGUACCAUCUACUGUUUUAAAGAUAAAGUCAUUAUUGUUACAUCCUGAAUAACAGUAACAAAUGACCUUUACACACCUACUAAAACAAAGACUUGAUGAUUAUUGAUACAUUUUUCAAUCAGGACUAGAGCAAACGACCCUGAUGCAUGUUAUAAAAAUAGUAAAAUUAGGGCUUCCCUGGUGGCGCAGUGGUUGAGAGUCUGCCUGCCGAUGCAGGGGACACGGGUUCCUGCUCCGGUCCGGGAAGAUCCCACAUGCCGCGGAGCGGCUGGGCCCGUGAGCCAUGGCCGCUGAGCCUGCGCGUCCGGAGCCUGUGCUCCGCAACGGGAGAGGCCACAACAGUGAGAGGCCCGCGUACCGCAAAAAAAAAAAAAAAAAAAAUAGUAAAAUUAAUUCAAAGGUUUGAAGAUUUUUCCCUUUCCCCUUCUUCCCUUCCUAUUCCAGAGAUACUUCAGCUUUACUGCUAGACUGGCUGCUUUGUUAAUGUCAUCAAAUAAGGCAAAGAGCAGACAUAUGCACAUUGUUGUUUAACAUACCACCUGAAUCAGGAAUACAGUAGUCCAGAAUAUUUUGAAACAUAUUUCAGGGCUUUUUCCAGCCGAUCACCUCACCCAAACAAUAAUCCAUUCCUCCCAUUUCUGAGUGCCUGGGAGCAGUUGCCUUUUCAGAUUUGGAGGGGACUUGGGUAGCAUAAGAUAAAUUAGAUUCUUAGUUUUUUAUAUUUGGCUUCUUUUUCCCUCUUGUCAGUAUUCCACUUAAGCUGUUUUGUAUUGUGCACCUUUCUUCCCUUCUCACCAAAGGGCUGACCUCAGGAGGCAGAAAAGAGCAGGCUUUGUUGUAGCUAAUUAGAGAGGGUAGAUACCUGGGACACUGGCUGGCUACCAGCAUCACAGUAACUCUUGAAGAUCUUUGCAUUUAACAAACAUUUGCCAAACAUUUUAUUAUGUACAGGGCUCUGUACUAAGUUCACUGUUUUUUUGUUGUUGUAGGUUAUUUUUGUUUGUUUUUCGUUUGUUUUUUCUUUCUUGAGAAUAUGUCUAACAGCUUGAGGUCUUUACAUUAGUAAAUCAUAUAACUUUAGUGAAUCAUAAUCAUAAAUCCUAGAAAACUAUGUACUAGGCCAGUUUAAGCCUGAUAUUUGAUAUUUAAUAUGGGAGCUAAUUUCUUUGUUUCCUUUCUUACAAGAUUAUGUAUAUAUAUAAUAUAUAAAUAUAUAUUUAUAUAUUAUAUAUAUAUAUUUACAGUACACACACACACACACACACACACACACACACACACACACCCUCUAUAUCUGCUUACAGUGCUCAUUCCCAGUGUGUUAACCUUCAGUCUUAAUUUACAAAGCAAACAUCUCAAAUCAUCAAUAAUAAAAUGUGCUGGUGUUCAGUAAUAAUGUAUAAAUUUCAUUUUUUUCUUUUUCUAUAUAAAAAGAAAAUAAAAUUCAAUUAUGCUUAAAAAAAAAAACAAAAAAAGAAUGUGAGUGCUGUAGUUUAUACUUAGCAAAAAACUCACCAGGACUAUUAAUGCAGCCCUAUCUUUCUGUGCCUUUGUUUUCUAUGCACUUAGGACAAUGGCCGGAUAGAUUUAUCAGUAUUGAAGUCAUUACUUUUGGAAAUGUAUUACUAAAACAAAUUACCAUAAGAAAUUAAAUUCAUUUAAGGAACACUUGAAUAUUUCAAUUAAGAAUUGAGACAUUUCUUGCAAAAUCAGUGUAGUGUAGUAGAAAAAAACAUAGAUUUCAGAAUUAGGAGACUUGGGUUCAUGUUGUGAUUCUGCCACUUAGUAGUUUGGGCGAUCAAAUAACUUUUUGGAGCCUCCAUUUCUUACUUGUAAAGGUGGGAUUAUAUUACUACCUACUUCAUAGGAUUGUUGUGAGAUUAAAUGAAAUAACAUGUCAAAGCACCCAGCAGAAGUGUUGGCACUGAAUAAAAACUCAAUAAAUGUUAAAUCUGAGUAGCCAAAAAAAAGAAAAAAUUGUCGUAGAACCUAAGUUUGCAUGGGUUAGAGCCUGAAAGCAAGAGCCAAAAGGUACUCUUCAAAAAAGUGAGAAUAUUCUAAUUUUUUUUUUUUUUCUUUUUCUAUGUGCCUGGGAGGAAAUUGCUUUGGCUUGUUUCCUGGCUCAGGCUUCUAGUGGGGGGUGGGUAAAGAAUAUAGUCCUACUGUGGUGCAGAAAUACAUAAUCACACACAGCAACUUGGUUUGGAGUUUGUGUUGUUGGGGUGACAUUUAUUAGGAAAGACAAUAAGGAAUGGUCUCUCGUUGCUCGAUCACAAUUACUGAACUCAAAAUGUAUCUCUGCUCACAGCCUGCUGCUUGUCUUUGACUCCUCAGGGGGUGGAGCAAAUGAUUUCCUUCCUGGAUGGGGCAGUCUAUGGUCAGUGUACAAGAGUUGCUGUAGCAACCCCGCAGCUGUGCUCUGCCUAGCAGAAACUCGGGAUCAGAAAAUUAGUAAAUGCAAACCAUGGAUGAAAGUUAUAAGAUUGCUUCCACAGAAAGGAUCCAGGUGUUGGAAAAAGAACUGGCUGUACAAUUGACAGAACUGAAGUCUGAGACAGAAGAACAGGGGACUCUUCAGGGGUCAACUCAUCGAGCUUACAGGUGGCUGAGUCAAAACCCCUUGUUAUUCAAGCAGAUGUCAUGCAGAGGGAGCUAGAGAGCUGCCUAAGGAGAGAGUACACUCCUGAAAAUUUACCUUUGCUUCUGUUGCAGAAACAAGUUGCCUACAUUAUGCAGGAGUACAAUGUUGCCCUUCAGAGAGCUGAUAGAUUGUCUGUUGCAGGAGAAAACUUCUUUAUGGGAAAAAACAAUCCUCCUAACUUAGUGGCACAGGAAGACCUGACUGUUUACACAAAUUAGUUAUUGUGUCACCUACCCUCACUCAAGACUAUUCACCACUACCUGCAGGCCCUCCAGUAUUUGCCCAUCUCCAAAGUGCUGAGUGUAGCUGUUGAUGAAGUCCCCAAUGUUGGUCAGGAAAAUGAAAAGGUCCCUGUCAAUGACAUUGACCCUAACAUCCAGGGUUCUGUAUCUCCAGGCUCUAUGAAUACCAGCGUUUCAGGGCCAACAAGAACAGAAGCUGCUUUCUUUCUGCCCCAACACACAACAGAAACAGAAGAACUGAAACCUCAGCUGAGGCUCCUGCUCUCCCAUUUCAGUAUCCCAUAUGACAUGGAAGAGCUAAGGGAUGCUUCUAAGGAGAUAGAACUUUUUUCCUUGGUUUCCCCACAAUUUCAAAGCCUCUUCAUGGAGCAACAGAGAAUGCAAACAUUUCCAGAUUAUGAUGCUGAGAUAGCUAAAGUGGAGAAUUUGGGUUUGGUAGGACCUGGUAUGGCCUUGAAAAAGAGAGCCAACUGGAUUUCCUUUAUAAAGAUUAAGCCAAAAUGUGAUCCUUGGCAAAAGAAGCUUUUGACCAAACUAAAAGAACAGAGAACAGAUGUAUUAAUGCAACUCCAAAAAAAGUUUUUGAAGAUUUCCAACCCUGAGAGAGUAAUGCAAGUGCUCCAAGAUCAUGCUGCAAAAACAGUCUCGCUGGCUUCGUCUCAUCCAACAUUUGUGGCUUCCCAGGGUUUGCAUCAGGGCAACUAUGACCAAAUCUGGGAGACUAUUUAUAGCAACAUCAACCUCUACCAGAAUGAAAACAUGAAGGAAGAUGAUCUUUCAGUGGAACGAGAUGAAAAUGACCCAGCACAAAUAAGUCUUAGCCAGUGUGCUAAUGAGCCUGUCAAGCAGAAGAAAGAGACAGGGUACAGUUAUGCAGUGGCCCUACAACUGCUGGGCUUGGAUGACGGGACUGGGCCCAUUGAUAGAGAUCCUGUCCUGAUGAGGGGGACCUACUUGUCCUUUCUGUAUCUGCGCCACCUGAGGAUCAGGGAGCUGCAGCGCAUCUGCUUAGGAAUUCUGAACUGUUUUAGAUCUGUUGAGCGAACACUGACGAUCAACACUUCAGGCCUUACCUUGGUUGCAGGGAGUCCGGUCCCCACCUCAGAAGAUAGUUUCUGGGUAAAUGUGGCAAAAGGAGGCGUGGGCACCUCGCAAGGCCUAAGCGCUCACCACUAUGCCCAUGGGACAUCUGCCGAGCACAAGGUCACAAAGAGGGCAGCGAGUCAAAUGUUGACCAGGACUGGGGAUGGGCCCAUGCAGGUAUGGACAGAUUUGCUGUGCUGUAUGACAUGUGGACUUGGGAAGCAACUCUUCUAGAAAACAAGCGCCAGGUAUUUUUACCUAGAAAACAAAACAUCUAUUGAACAUUCUUAUAAACCCCAAUAUACUUUUUUAAACCCAGUGGGUCUUUUAGAGCAGUUCCCAAUAAAAUGAAUAAUUAUUUAAAUAACCUUAGCUAGUUGUAAGGAUGUAAGUAAUAAAUUUUACGUUCUUUACUGUGGUUCUUUGUUACAAAAAAUAAAAUGUGAAGGAUAUGACUUUAUCAUAAGGGAAAUUUGUUAGAGGGCUGUAUAAUUCAGGCCCUUUUAUAAUAUGUAUGCUUUUAUCGAGAAUGAAUGAUGAUUCCAUUCAUGUUCAUUGUCCUGUCAGGAACAAGCCUCACUUUGCGAAACACAGACAUACUGACUGACCUUAUUAUGGCCUUUAGAAGGGUAUGCCACAUGUGGGUGGGUGAGAGCAGUUGGGCAAGGAUUUCCAGAAUGGAAAUAAUAGGAUUUGAAGACUGGAUGUUGGAGUGAGAGAAUGAGGGUGGAAUUAAAAUGACUUCCUCGGGCUCAGGGAGGAGGCUGUUAACUGAAACAGAAUGAAAGAGGAGGAGCCUCUUUAGAGGGGAAGGUAGCAUUGAGUCUAGGACACAGGUGUGUGAGGAGAGUUUGCUAAAAUCCAGGUGUGAAUGUUUUGCGGGAGCUGUAGGUUUGAAGCACAGGAGCAGGUAUGAGCUGAAGUAUGAAUGUGGAAGUUGAACCAUAGUAAUGAAUCGAAAUGACUAGGAAAAGCCAGAGAUGCCUGAAAUGGGUUCCUGGGAACACUUACAUUUAACGGGAAGGUCAUGGAACAAGAAUCCAUGAGAGGAACAAGAAGGAGGAGCCAAAGAGACUGAAGAAAAAAAGAAAGGGAUAGUGUUAGGAAAGCCCACAGGAAAAAAACAUUUUAAUUAGGAGAGGAUGGUUUCCUGUGUGGACGUGAAACAUCAAGAAAGGUGAGUCCUAAAAACCAGACAGUGGGGUCAGCCAUCAGGCAGUCAUUGCCAGCUUUGUAGGACUCUCUCAAAAGCGUAGCAGAGAUGGAAGCCAGUUACAGUGCAUUGUGAUGUGGUCGGAGGAUGAGGAAGUAGAAAUGUUUUCUUUGAAUUGUUUUUCUAGUAGAGUAGAGGGUUUACCAUUUCAUCUACGCUCUGGUCUGUUACUCAUGGAGAUGUAGGUCACCCACUUUUGAAAACAACUGGCUGGACUUAAAGGGUGCAAGCCUUGCCCUUGAAAAUUGUUCCUCUUUUCAAAGACAACUGGCUUCUAGAGUUUGCAUCUGCAAACUUGAUCUGCCAAACAGAACCUUACUGUGAUCAGCUGAGUAAAUGGGAGAUUUAGACUCAGUGUAGAAACUGGAGAGGCUGCAUUAAACGUAAAGUAAUACAGAAUCCUCAAACUCGACAAGUUUAUUGGGCCAGACAUGAGUUUUAAGCAGCCCCCCUUUUCUGUACUCUCCCCACCUCCACUUUCAGUUCCUCUAGGCCUUUUAUGGAGGCCCCAGGCAGGACUCAAUGGCAGAGAAGAAUAGAAAGGCAGAGAGUAAUAAAAAACAAAUUUCUUCUUACUUUGGCCUAGGGUUCAUUCUGUGCUAAGCUACCAGGGCUGUCCACUGGUUUCUUCUGUGGUAUGUGAAAUUAUUUUAACUUAAAACAAUCAUUGAAAAUAUCUCCCUCCUUUCUACCCCAAGAAUGUGUUCCCUAUAGAAACUGAGCUAUCAGUGCCCCCAAACUGGAAAAUGUGGCUUUCUAAAUCAGAAAUUGUUGAAAGGGCCUAAUUUUAAUGGAUAAACCAGAUUUUUAUCUAAAGUACAACUGUUUUCCCCCAUUACUGAUUCUACUGCCAAGUGUCCUCAGCUGUUUUUUAUUGUUAACUAUAUUGGAAUCACUAAAGUCAAGAACUGUUCAAACACAUUGGCUUGUCUUAAAUCCUUAAAGUAGCCAUAUUAUGUAAAAAGCUCAUAAAAAUAGAGCUGGUGUGAAUUUAGGUGGAUUAAGAGACUCAGAAGCUGGGCAUCAGCUGUGCCAGUUCCUGACAUUUAUACCAACUGCUAAUUCUCUCCACAGCCACCAGAGGACACAUUUUCAGGGUAAUUUGAAUUAGUGUUUAGAGCACUAAAAAAAGGCCAAAAAUUCUGUGACAAGAUGUGUCUGACACUGAUUUUCUGUUUUGCACUUUCAUUUGACCUAAAAUAUUGUUUUUAAAAGUAUUUUAAGUCCAAGAAAUAAAAGAAGGCUGAGGUAAAAAAUAUAAACACAGUACGGUUUGAGAUUAUUCACUUUUCUAUUUUCUCCAAUAUUUGAUGCCUACCGUCAGUGUGCACCACGUAUUACUUUGCCUGAGAGUUGGCCCUUGACAUACACAGGUGACAUUUGACAGGCUAGGAAGACUUCUUAGACAAAUACCAGCCCAGAGUUUAAAUGGAAAUGGGCCAGUUAGCAAACAUAAUAAAUAGCAACUGUGAGGCAGAAAGAUCACAGUCCUACCCCUACUGAGAAAGAAUUCAUAAUAAAAUUAUGCAAAGGACCAUCUGAGAGCUUUUCAAGGUGGAGGGCAAAGCUUGAAAAAGGCUUGUCAAUUUAAAAAGAGCCACAUUUUCCUUCUCAACGGCUAGGGUUGCCAGGUAAAAUAUGACAAUAUUGGGGACAUACUGAAAAAGUAUUGGUUGGUUAUCAGCAAUUCAAAUUUAACUAGAUGACCUGUAUUUUUAUUUGUUAAAUCUGGUAAUCCUACCAACAACAAAGUGAUAGUGGCAAUUUAGCACCAGCCUCUGCAACCUGGUAUCACCAGAUUGGAAUCACCAGCAAGAACCCUUACCACAAACUUCCCCUGCCAAAUAACCAAACAAUAGGGCUUAUUGUACAAAAACAGGUCAAGGCAAUACAAAUACUAUAAACCAGCUCCUGGGAUUGCCCUGGCCCAGCCAAAAAGGUUUAAAUUCCUCCAGAAUGAUUUAGGGAAGUUAUUGUUUCUUUUCUAAUCUUCCCCUAGGCUAUUGAGUGGCACCCUUCUUACCCCAUCACUCCUUCGUUUCUGCUUUGUCUUCUGCUAUUUAAUAACUGAAUGCUAUUCUAGAGUAGAGCCCUGUGGAUGGGAUAAGGUCAUUUAGAUCACCCUGCUUGCUUCAUUUUCCCUGGGGUUCACUUAAAGGCAAGGGAGCUGCACCUUCAUUUCACACUCUGAGCUGUGUGAGUUUUUAACCUGUGGAGCACAUUCUGUGUCCUAAGCUUUUAGCCUCUUCUGGUGUUAUCCUUUUUAUACUGAGGUUGACCCAAGGCCCCUUGAACCAGUGUUUCCCAAAGGGCAUCCUGCAAAACUGGAUGCUAAAUAAAGUGCCCCAGGCUCUCCCUGCUUGAGCCUUAGCAUUGAAGCCCUCAGACACUGGACUUCUAUUACUAAGGCAGUAUUUGAUUCCUAGUCUGCUAUUGAUUCUCAAGUGUUUACCUCCUUGGGAGCUUCAGGAGUUGUUAUUGCAAGAUGGAGACACUCCUGGCUUUUUCUGCCACUUGGUUCCUUUACUCCCCGCUGCACUGUUGCCACCUAUAUUCAAGUAGUGCUUACACCCUCUCAAUUCUUUCUGGUCUUGCAUUCUUAGCUAUGGGCUCCACACAAUGAAAGGGGCUCUUUAUCUCCUUUUAGGAAAUUCCGUAGUUUGUUAAGAAGUGGGCUGGCUUCCUGGCCUCAAACUACCAGGAAGACCAACACCCAAGGAAACAAAAAAUGCUCUUUCUCUAAUGCAUCUCAGCGUGUGCUAGGCUGUCGGGUGGGUAGAAAUUGCAGGCUCAACAAUCCACUCCUUGCUGUCAAUUAAAUGCACACACUGGGCACACCUGUGUCUUUGGUGAUACAGCUACCUUAAGAGCUGAGGCCUUUCAGAAGCGUGAAACCUGCAUUAGAGGAGUGGGUCAGAGAAGACUGGGGAGGGACAUGUUGAGCUGAAACUCUUGGGGGGAAGUUGGAUUAGAUCGGCAGAGGAAAGGGAUCUGUUCUGUUGUGAGACCAUUGGGAGUAAAAGUUCAGAAGCUUUCAGUUAGAGUUGAUUUAUCCAUCAGGUAAUAUAGACGUGGUGUUUAGGAUCUAAGAGCUUUUCAGGGACCAUUGAAAAUAUGUGAGAUCUGAGAGGAAAAAAAAACAUGCAUUACUCGGAAAUCCAAAAAGAAAAUACAAAACAGUUAUCAAUAAAUGCUCAACUGACAUGUCCAUAAAAUGUUAAAACUUUAACUGAGCACUUGUAAACAUCUCAUUACAUUUGAAAACAAUUUAUAGGUCAGAUUUUCUCACUUCAUAAGAAUUCUCAAGUACAUACUACCCAGAAAUCAUAGCCAAUCAUUAAUGAAAUGUAUUGCUCAUAGCCAAAUAAUUUGAAAAUUAUAAAUAUCAUUUAACAUUUUUACAGAAAACAAUUGAUUGGGAUGUGUUUUAAUGUAUUUGAUAUAAUGUGGGUCAGGGUCUCCAAAAGUAAGUGAGUCUAAGGCCUGUGAAAGUUUUUUUUUUUUUUAACAUCUUUUUUGGAGUAUAAUUGCUUUACAAUGGUGUGUUAGUUUCUGCUUUAUAACAAAGUGAAUCAGUUAUACAUAUACAUAUGUUCCCAUAUCUCUUCCCUCUUGCGUCUCCCUCCCUCCCACCCUCCCUCCUAUGAAAGUUUUAAAACAACCCUAAGAAAGUAAUUACAUUGUUCAGAACUACUAACAUAUUGGCCCUUAGGUCCCUGUUUGGGAUUCCAGCCCAGUGAUCUCUGAAGAGCUUUUUCUGAUUAGCACCAUGACUGAUUACACACAAAUAGAAUUUACACAGAGAACAGAAAUUCCUUAAGUGCAUAAACAAAUGUAAAAACAAAAUAAAAAGCAUCUCUUUCUGAAUUCCCACACUAAGAACCCUCUUCAAUGGUUAGUGCAUGGAAGCUUCCUUCGGCUUUUAGAAAAGACUUGUGAACUCCACUAAAACAGAAGCUCCCCCGAUGCUCUUGAGAGUUCUGUACAUAGGCCUUUCCUAGUGAAGUCUAAUCUGGGAUAAAUGCCUUUAUAGCUAGAGGGCACUUUCAUCCUCGGCUUGCCACUCUAACCCCCUCCCCCACCAUUUCUACAUAGGUGAAACUUCGGCAAACUGUUAAAGCGAAAGGGUCAUAAAUGGGACUGAGGAUGUAGAAGAGGGGUGGAGGCCACCUGCUCACCUUUGGUGAUAGAGUAAAAUGGGGGAGGGAGAGUGGGUCUGUGGAAAAAGGUGUUGGAGAUAAAUGGAUUUGAUGAAGUGACAUUGAAUGCACUGUCUCAUUGGAGCUUAUAAUUAUUAGAUGUUAUAUUAUUCAUUAUAUUACCCCCCUUUAUUUGUGGAGAGCAGAGGAAGAGGGGUGAAACGAGUGCUUUGUCCCUCACCCUCCCUAGCUUGGUCUGUGUUGCACUGGUGCGGCAGCUGCCCACCCUGGCCUGGUACCCAGAGGUUCAGAGCUGUCCCUUUCCUGUUGAUGGUGGGGGUCUUUCCAAAGCAUGGAAUGGGUGGAGGCUCACCUCUCUCUGCUGGGCCCUGUUCCCUGACUGUCAACCUUAUUUGAAACUUCUUGGCAAUUACUCUGAAGCCUAGCAGCGUGUGUUGGACCCAGAGGAGAGGUUUGCCUUAGCACAAGUGAUCACUGACGGCAUACACAGGUGCCCAAGGUUUGAUCUCAGCUACCCUUACUUCAUUAAGACCUACCGAGAGGAAUGCACCUGCCGGAGGCUUCACCUGCAGCUGGUGAGGGGCAUCCUUACGUGAGUAUAUUUGGGUUUUAGAAGAUUCCAUGUGAGAAGAGGAUGAAAAACACAGGCCAGAACUGAAAAUCGUGUUUUCCUUUCAGUCCCAGUCCAGAAUCUGGGUUUUCUAGGGCAGCACGUACACGAUGUUUAUUUGUAAGCUUAUUUGCAUUGUUGAAUUCCAAGCAUGACUACAAUCUUAAAGGGAGGUUUCCAAUCCUAAUUGCAUUUAACGAUACCAAAGAAUUGACCACCUGUUUUCAUUCAGUCACAGAGUUUAUAGUGAAAGAAGGAUGAAACCUACCCCCUUGUAAGACAUUAAAGUGUAAAACUAUAUUUAUUUUUUAAAAGGUUGCAAUUAUUUCUAGGACACUACAGGAAAUGAUCACAGUCUGUGUCCUCUGGGGAAAGGCUAGGAGAUAACGAUUGUUGCAGUACAGUUACCUUAGGCCUGCUUAGAAUUUUUUCAUUGUAGUCAAUUAUUUGACAGAAAGAAGUUUUCUUGUGCCUCUUAAGAUCGCCUGAAGCUGGUUGCCUUUGCUUUCCCUGGCUGACCCUCGGCUCAGACUAAAGACAAGCAUGUCUCUGUAUAGAGUGUCAGUGGGAGUAUGUCCAGAGGCUUUGGCGUGAAGGCCAUCCAGAUGCUAGCAAUACAUUUGGACUUCCCCUUAACAUAAUUUGCAAAUAACUCAUUUCCAUCAACAAUAGCUGCCCAGCUUUGACAAACAUUUACCUGCUGGAGUUUCACCCUUCCCUGGGCCUGGCUUUGAGCAUCCCCAGAGCCCUUGAGCACCUCCUCAGGGAGGCCUGCCACACCUGCAGGCCCACAUCAGCCAGUGCCCUCACCUUGCUAGGGAGACACAUGCUGCAGCUGGCCCUGGAUGUGUGGCUCACUCCAGCCAAGCCCAAGUCCUGGUACGGCGCACAGCUCCAGAAAGACCUGUUUUCAGCUAAAGUGAUGGGCGAUCCCUUCCUCGUGGGGGAGAUAGGCCUGCUUGCAUUCAAGUCUGCAGCAGACGUAGGACAGAACCAAGGCCAAGAUUCUCAUAUGCUGCUCCUACAGACAUUUUCCAAACUUUUGGAACUCUUGACCCUCUGGCAUAGGCUGAUAGAGGUGAGUCUGGGGAGUGUACACUUAGCACGGUCAGUAGGGGGACUGAGGAUCCAGAUGGAGGAUAACAGACUACGGGUCCCCCUACAUGCAAGCCUUGCCCCAUCUGUGCCCCAAGAGUACCCAGAGUGAGCUUUCUAAAUGGCUGAAAUGAUGACCUCCCUUUCUCCCUCCCUCCAUUGUUUAUCCUCUCACUCAGGCCUCCCCACAUGCCUCUCUGACCACUCAGCUAGGCUGGGUUCUCCUCUGAGCACCCGGGCUUCCUCUUCAUUCAGCCAUUGCCUUUUAAUUAGAUGCUUAAUAUUGGUUUGUUGGUUUUCCUGCUAGUGUAAGCUCCCUAGUAUCCUAUCAGGGGUAUGAAGGCUGACCCUCACUGGGCACUCAGUGAAUACUGAUUGUAUUUGCUCUCAAAUAUAAUGAAGUUGAAUAGCAGAGCAGAAGCAAUGGAGGGCCUAAAGAAAGGAAAGAAUGAGUCAGUGACAGCAUCCAGGUCUGGCAGAGGUAUGGAAGGUUCAGCAGGCAGGGGGAGAGAACACUUAGUGAGUUAGGUUUUAGGUAUGAGCGUGAGAUGAUGGUAAGGCAUUUAAGUGAACAUGUUCCCCAAACUGGAAAAAUAUGGAACUUGAAGAUUUGUUGCAAACGUGUAUGAGUUCUGUUGUGUUCUGUCCCCAUGAGAGGCCCUGAAGGCGCAAAGAGUCCAAUCAUCAACCAUCAACCACUGUCUAGGGCCUAGUGUGGCCAGGGUCUGUACUGGGGACUUUACAUGUAUUAGUUCAUGUACUCCUCAGAAUAUUCUUUUGAUAUGAUAGCUUUAUGAUGUCCUUAUGAUAUAUUAUGAUAUGAUAGCUUACAAACAUGUUACCAGCAGGAAGGUAGAGGCUCAGAAAAAUUAAGUAAUUUGCCUAAGAUCAAAUAACUAGAAAGUAGUAGAAGCAGAAUUCAAACCAUGAGCCCAGAUAUUAUUAACUGCUAUGAUACUACCUCCUCAUAAUUUCUGAUCCUUGUUCUCAGGGAGUUCACAAUGUAAAAGUUCCCCCUAAUAAAGUUUAGUAUGAUAUUUUAGUCAUAUGAACAAAAUACUAUGGGAGCACAGGAAAUAGUGUAUUUCAUUCUUUCUAAGUGAAUCAGAGAAAGUUCCAUAGAAAAGGGCCUAGGGAUGAUUGUGUAACUCCAAAAUUCAUAUGUUCAAGCUCUAACCCCUAGUACCCCAGAAUGUACCGUUAUUUGGAGAUAGGAUCUUUACAGAGGUAGUCAAGUUAAAAUGAAGUUAUCAGAGUAAGCUCUUAUCUAAUAUAACUGGUGUCCUUAUAAGAAGAGGUAGUUUGGACACAGACAUACCCAGAAGGAAUACUGUGUGAAACCACAAGGACAAGAUAGUCAUCUAUUAGCCGAGAAAGGCCUAGAACAGCUCCUUCACUCAAAACCCUCAGAAGGAACCAACCCUGCAACACUGAUCUUGGACUUCUGUCCUCCAGAACUGAGACAAAUUUCUGUUGUUAAAGCCCCCCAGUUUAUGGUACUGUUUCACAGCAGCCUAGCAAACUAAUACAGGUGCCAUUUGAACGCAGCCUUAAUGUACCAAAUUCUCAAGAUGAAGACGUGUGUUAGAAUGGGGGUAAGAGAGGAAGGGAAGGCAUUCUAGACACAGAAGCCUGAAAUGCCAGAGCAACAUCUGAAUGGAUCCUGGCUGCAAGCCAUGGACACGUGAGAGUAGAGCUCAGAGUUGAAGCAGGACAGAGAUGGGGGUCACAGGUUCUUACACAAGGGGGUGAUGGUUAGGGCCUGGAGUUGGAUGACAGACUCCCUAAGGAGGGCAUGGAGAAGGUGAGAAGAGGAUUAGGUUUAGAACACCAGGAAACAGGUGUUGAAAAUAAAGAGGAGAAGCCGGAAUGUAGCGGCAGCAAUGGUGGCGGGACGGGGGCAGCAGUGCUUGGCUGCUCAGCCAGUGCCCUGGCAUGGGGUGGGUGCAGCUCUUUGUGGUCCGCCAGAGCCACAACCGUGUCAUCAACAGCCCGGGGGAACGUCUAGCAGGGGCUGUGCACAUGCGACUGGUGCCACUGCCCUUCCAAGCCAUCCGGGUGACCCGCAUGGGGUCCUGCAGUGUCUCCAACAAGGUCAGUGACAUGGCAUGGGUGGUAGAGGAGGGCUACUUCAACAACCAAAAAGAGGAGAAGCCAGUGAAGACUGAGAGAGAGUAGUCAAGAGACAGAAGCAUGGAGAUCCUGGAUCCAGGAGAACAAAAAUGUUCAUCAAGGAGGAGACAGGCCAACCAUGAGGAGCUCUGAGAAAAAAUGGUGAACCUCCUAUUGAGGGCAAUAUUGGUGACCUCAGGAGGGCUCUGAAGAUAGAAGCCAACUUGUAGGAAAUGAGAGUUGAGGAAGUGCCCAAGCAUAUCUCCUCCCACCUUAACUACUGUCUUUAACUGUCAGAGCUUAGGGCAGACUCAAAACCCUUGUGACUCAUUCACUUCACACCGGACUUGGCUUACUUUUGUUUUGACUUUUGCUUUUGUGCUUAUUCAGAUGGUUUGGUUUUCUUACCACUUACUUUCCUUUUAGGGGAAAAUAAUAGCAAAUGUUCUUGGCUUUUUUUUUUUUCCCUUUUAGUCUUAUAAGGACUUGGCAUGUGAGAUGGGUUUUGAAGCGUUCCAUUUGUAUCUGAGGCCUGUUCACUUUGAAUUUGCAUCACACGAAGAAAAGGUGGUCCAUCCACCUCCUGUUUUUAUGAUCUGUCUGCUGGAGGACAGUGACCACAUAGAUAGGUGAGCCUAGAGAGGGUCAAAGUAAAAAUAAUGUAACAGUAGAAUGAGUGGCCAGUAAAAACUAAUUUCUAUCACCGCUGGCCAUGCAAAUGCAAUUGCAUUCUAAAUUCUCUCCCUUAUAAUCUGCCAUGAUGUCAAUGUUUUUCUUUUCCUUUCUUUCUUUUUUUUUAUUUUUUAUACAACAGGUUUUUAUUAGUUAUCUGUUUUAUACAUAUUAGUUUAUAUAUGUCAAACCCAAUCUCCCAAUUCAUCCCACCACCACCACCACCCCUGCCACUUUUCCCCCUUGGUGUCCAUACAUUUGUUUUCUACAUCUGUGUCUCUAUUUCUGCCCUGCAAACUGGUUCAUCUGUACCAUUUUUCUAGGUUCCACAUAUAUGCGUUAAUAUACGAUAUUUGUUUUUCUCUGACUUACUUCACUCUGUAUGAGAGUCUCUAGAUCCACCCAUGUCUCUACAAAUGACUCAAUUUUGUUCCUUUUUAUGGCUGAGUAAUAUUCCUUUGUAUAUAUGUACCACAUCUUCUUUAUCCAUUCAUCUGUCGAUGGGCAUUUAGAUUGCUUCCAUGA